AACAAUCACACCAUGCUCACCAAGUUUGCCCUCCCCCUCAUCCUCGCCGCAUCGGCGAUCGCUGCCCCCACAAGCAACGAGUCCCCCAACCUGGCCGCCAAGGACCUCGUCUCCGUCCCCGCCCUCAACAUCCGCGACCUCCAGCCCGAGGGUGGCCUCGAGGCCAGGCAGAGAGGCCAGACCUGCUGGGGCAACGGCAUCUGGUGUGGCGGCAACUGCAUCUACGAGGACCCAUACCUGACCAUGUGCUGCAAGCCCUGGGAACGUGGUGCCGUGUGCCGCUACCCGUACAACAAGGACUGUAUCCCCGACGGGAACGGUUGGUUCACCUGUCUUCGCUAGUAGACCGCUUCAGAGCUCUGUCAAUGCGAUGUAUCCGUGUGCCUCUGGGA
This is a messenger RNA of Vanrija pseudolonga, 392 nucleotides long. RefSeq lists its product as uncharacterized. Lineage: Eukaryota; Fungi; Basidiomycota; Tremellomycetes; Trichosporonales; Trichosporonaceae. The record is from RefSeq and is a predicted model, not a curated record. The coding region runs from base 13 to 342 and encodes 109 amino acids. The transcript is spliced from 3 exons.